GACUCCCUGGAUAUAUUUAGAAAAGAUCGGGACGCAUACGUGUUUUAGCAUCAACGGCGUGAUACUUCACGUCCAGACGUAACGGGAGUCGCGCUCAUAUUUUGAUUUAAGUUGCAAAAUAGAGGAGUUUACUUCCUCCUGGUAGACUGUUUUUUUUUUUUUUCUCAGGCGUGUUUUUAGUACACGUGUGUAUGUCGUGAGGAAAAGCAUGCGGUGAAUGAUGAAUACUAAGGGGAUCCGGAGAAAGAAAUCUUCGCUUUCUGAAGUCAAGGUGGCUGUUGUAGGAGCACCAGGGGUUGGAAAGAGUGCUUUAACGGUGAGAUUCCUUACCAAAAGGUACAUAGGAGAGUAUGAUCAUCAAACAGAAACUAAGUACAAACAUGAAGUGUUAGUCGACGGCGAUCCUAUACUGUUCGAAAUUUUUGAUACAUGUCCAAAGAACGAAAAUGAUCUUCCAUCUCAUGACACAGUGUCAUGGGCUGAUGGGCUGCUCUUGGUGUAUUCCAUAAUCGAUCGACAAUCGUUUGCAUUUGUUAAAAAGAUUGUGUCGUCCUUAGCCAACUGUGAUAUGCCGCUGUAUUUGGUGGCAAACAAAUGUGAUAUGGUCCACUUGCGUCAAGUGAGCUGUGAGGAAGGCGCCAUAUUGGCUCGAGACUACGACUGCGGAUUUUCGGAGGUCGCAGCGGCUGAACAAGUGGCUGCAGUUGCCACAGUCUUUCAGGAAUUGUGUAGAUCAGUUUUGGUUUCUAGAAGAAAAUCUAAGCAAUCGUUACUGGAGCGAAUGCUGGGAACAAAAACUAAUACCAUGAGACUCUAUGUUAGAGGAAAAAGUGACAGUGCCUUACCGAAGGAUUGAAGGAAAAUGACCAACAACAUUGAGGAAAAUAAUAAAUAAUUACUAUAAUUUGAAGAAAAUUGGAUUCUGAUGGGGGUUCAUCGGAAAAUGUAAACUGUUUUUAUGACUGUAAGAUGCUGACAAUGAUCUGUGGAAGAUAUUUUUGGAAAAAGAGGAUGCUUGAGUUGUUUUACUAUUGUAUGGUAGAUUUAUGAUUCAAAUUAAUUUGUUUUUUUUUAAUAUUGUAUAUAAUAUCUAUUAUUAAAUUAAUACGUUCUUAUGAUACCAGAUAACAGUAUAGUUUAACUUGUAAUUUAUGAAUGAUGUAUUUUCAAUUACUUCGCAUUAAAGAAUUUUUGGAGUAAAAUAUCAAAAAAAAUUGAUAUUUCCAAUAGAUGACUUGUUAAUCAUUUUCUUAUUUCAAUAUUGGAGAAAAAAUGAUAAAUGCGGAUUAUCGAAAAAUACAAUAAAGUACCUACAGGAUAGUCAAUCAAAACUAAUUAGGUUACUGUAACAUUAGUAAGUACAGACUGGAUUUUGUAAACUUUGUUUCAUUAUAUUAAUAUACACGAAUUCAUUAUUUGUAAAAUAUAAAUAAGUAGUUAAGACUAGUCCUAAUGUAUUGAUAAUUCUGUAACAUUAACAAAAAUAGUGUAACUGUUUCUAUCAAUUUAUUUAUUAUUAUUAAUGAUAAGAUUGACACGUGCCAUAAUAUUUUAUUGUUACCUUUUGUAUUUGUCCAGGUAUCAAUUAUAAAAGUAAA
Molecule: messenger RNA, 1598 nt
Organism: Agrilus planipennis (emerald ash borer)
Lineage: Eukaryota; Metazoa; Arthropoda; Insecta; Coleoptera; Buprestidae
Product: ras-related and estrogen-regulated growth inhibitor
Exons: 5
Coding region: 218-856 (212 amino acids)
Molecular function (GO): GTP binding; GTPase activity
Source: RefSeq, a predicted model, not a curated record